GUGAGUGUCAGUAGUUGGCUUGUCUCUCUCACCCCUUCAACAUGCCGCUCGUUACUCUCUUCACCAACCUCCCCGACCACAAGCUUUCUGCUGAGCUCCAUCUCGCCCUCUCUUCGAAGCUCUCCGAAGUGUUAGCGAAGCCCGAGGAACGUCUCUCCGUGACUAUAGUGGGCGGGCUUCGUAUGUCUCGGGGUGGCUCGCUGGCGCCUGUGUGUGAGCUGCGGGUGGCGUCUAUAGGGUUUGACUGCCGCGAGAAGACCCAGCCAGCAGCCCGCGCCCUCACCGACUUCCUGGCCGAGCAAACUGGUAUUCCUCCAAACAGGAUUUUGAUGAACUUUUCUGAUUUGAGUCCUUACAUGAUCGCUUCUGGUGGAACGCUGGUGGGCUGAGAAGGAGGAAGAUCGAGGGAGCAGAGGGGAGAGAGAAGGGAGGAGGAAGAAAAGGGAGAGAAAGGAGAUAAGUUUGGGUAUACACGUUGGUGGUAAGAGAGGAGGAGGAGGAGGAGGAGGAGGAGGAAAGGUAACAGAUUGAUACUAGAGUUGUAGGAGGAGGAGGAGGAGGAGGAGGAGUUGAUUUGGGUUCCUCUAAUAGUGGUAUAUUACAGGGUUUAUAUUAUUUACCUAUUUAGGAUUGUAUAGGCCUAGUCAUGAGUUUAAUAAUUCUUUUACUGAAACCAUUGUUAUAUAAAGAAAUAAAUUAUUUAGUGCUGAGAAUAAUGGGAACUUCAAUCAAUGACACACACACACACACACACACACACACACACACACACACACACACACACACACACACACACACACACACACACACACACACACACACAUUGUAUCUCGCAUUUUUUUCUGUUUUUUUUAAUAUCUUUGGUAUAGACUGAGCCUAUAAUAUCAUAUUUUUAAGUAUAUAUCAACUAUUUAUGGGGAAGCUAUUUAUCUUAUAUCAUCUAUUUAUUAAGUUUUUGAACGAUGAUGUAUAAUAGUAAUAAUAAUAAUAAUAAUAAUAAUAAUAAUAAUAAUAAUAAUAAUAAUAAUAAUAAUAAUAAUAAUAAUAAUAAUAAUAAUACUUAUAAUAAUAAUAGUAAUAAAAGUGAACGUUGCA
Eriocheir sinensis (Chinese mitten crab) is the source of this 1095-nucleotide messenger RNA. RefSeq names its product D-dopachrome decarboxylase-A-like. NCBI's taxonomy places the organism in Eukaryota, Metazoa, Arthropoda, Malacostraca, Decapoda, Varunidae. The transcript is spliced from 3 exons. Gene Ontology annotation, molecular function: phenylpyruvate tautomerase activity. Bases 42 to 389 code for a protein of 115 amino acids. The record is from RefSeq and is a predicted model, not a curated record.